Molecule: messenger RNA, 2614 nt
Organism: Cephus cinctus (wheat stem sawfly)
Lineage: Eukaryota; Metazoa; Arthropoda; Insecta; Hymenoptera; Cephidae
Gene: MED17
Product: mediator of RNA polymerase II transcription subunit 17
Exons: 8
Coding region: 210-2156 (648 amino acids)
Biological process (GO): regulation of transcription by RNA polymerase II
Cellular component (GO): core mediator complex; mediator complex
Molecular function (GO): transcription coregulator activity
Source: RefSeq, a predicted model, not a curated record
UUAUUGUCCGUGCUUAGUCAUGUUUGUUAAUAGAUGAAAAUCAUUAUCAAUAAUAUUUAUAAUGCUUUAGCUAAAGGAAGAAUAUGCACCGAUCGUAUAGAAUCGAUCGGAUCUAUGCUGUACAUGGUUGACAACAUAUUUGUAUCGGCUACAAAUGAAGUUCGCCUGACAGUAGUUAAACUUGGCCAGACUGAUUCAUACAAACAAUAAUGGCGUAUUCCGUGAAUAUUUCGGUAGAAGCACCUAUUGAGAAUCAAAUACAAGAAAUUACGUAUGAUGGACAAGAGAUUUAUCAAGCGCCUCUUACAUUGUCUGAAAACUUGGCAAAGAUAGCCCAGAAAAUUGACUUUACUAAAACUAUCAAUGGGGAUGACGUUAAAAAGGAACAAUCAGAUAGUAGUGAAAAGAGUGAGGAUGAUACAAAGGACCCUGCAGCCUUUCAGUCAUCCCUGUGGCCUUGGGAUAGCGUUAGAAGCAAAUUAAGGAAUGCUCUGACGGAAGUAUGUGUAUUAGCUGAUGUUUUAGCAAUAGCGAAAGAAAAGAGGUACAUGGUAUUGGACCCUGUGCCCCAGGAGGCUGCUGAAGUAAAACAAAUUGUUCAAAUUUAUGCCAGAAAAAAGGCCUUAGCUGGUGCUGCAUCUGUACUUAUGAUGGGUGCUGAACGUUUGAGGAACUGUCAAAAUGAAUUGGCAAGAAAUCGUUCCACACCAGAUUUCCAUAUUGAAUUGUUAAGACUUCGUCAAAAUUGGCGGCUAAAAAAAGUAUCUAAUUCUAUAAUUGGUGAUCUUAGCUAUCGUACAGCUGGCUCAAAAUACACGCAAACGGGAAUGUUUGAAGUUACAAAAGCUGAGGAAGAAGAAAAGGCUAGUACAAGCCCACCUGCUUCUCCUAAUCCUAAUGCUACUGUGGCUUCGGGACAAUCUCAUGGUUCCUCAAAUACCAAGGCAUCUGCACUGCGAGUUACAAUUCCAAGUGAAUUACAAGGUGUCGCCUACAUUGAAGUUCUGUGCCAAAAAGACCAAGAAGACUUAUGCAGCGCAAACAUUAGUCUCCUUAACAGCAGUGCUAAUAGUUCAAAUGCAGAUAUGCAUUGGCAACAAAAAUUGGAAGCUGCACAGAACGUUCUAUUUUGUAAGGAGCUCUUCAGCCAACUUGCAAGGGAAGCAGUGCAUCUACGUGCACCAAUACCACAUAUGGUAGUAGGAAAUCAAAUAAUGGCUACUGUUCUUCCUGGAAUUCAGCUCAUCAUAGGACUAUGUCACAGUACUGGAAAUGAUAAGAAACCUUCAGCACCACCACCACAUAAAUCCGAUCACGAUCAUGUUCUCGAACAUUCCUUACAUCAAUUAUUACGUGAAGUGCAUCAUAAAAACACACAUCAUCCAUUUCCACAUCCGUCAUCAGGUCCUCUUGGUCCCAGUAAACGUAGAUGCUUGGCUGGACCAACCGCAGCGGAUAGAUAUGAAUUAAUUGAGAUGACAAAAAGUCAAACUCUCCUAGAGCAGAUCAUCCAGCAAGCUCAACACUUUUUUAUGAGGCUACGCACAGAGUAUGUCCUCGACACAAUAGCUAAAGAAGUGAAGGAUCCUCUGAUUGUAUCUCACUGGAAUGCUCUAAACUCUCCAACGCAAUCUUGCGUGAAGAUCAAUAUAUUGACACAUGGUUAUGAUAUUGUCUGCCGCACUUCCUUGGUUGUCCACGUCGGCGAGAAAUCAUUGAAGUGUGUUUGUCGGGAUGGCCGUGUGAUGCACAUGAGUUAUGAACCACAGGAAUUGCGAGAUUUGAUUUUUUGCCAGAUAUACCAGCAUCAGAUAACCGCUGUUCAGGCACUGGCCAAAUGCAUGGGUUGGCAGUUCCUGGCAAACAGUUCUCAUCUUGGUCUUGGCGCUGUGGAGCCUCUUGGUAAUGCUAGUAGUUGCAUCCUGGCUUCUCCCAUUGGUGACAGGAUGAUUGCAGUAAGGUGUGAGCCGCAGACAGGGGUACAGGUGGCAAUAGCUCAUUCCCCCAGGAAGGAUUUCUUUCCGGGUCAAUUAGUGCGGGAAAGAAAAUGGGAGAACCUGGGUGGUUCAUUCAAGGAAGUACGAUGGGACAAAAUGGAGGGGAAAAAUUUUGUUAAUAAAAUGGAAUUGCUCAUGGCUUCCCUUACCAGCUCAUAGACUUUUGUAAGACACUGUCAUUUGGCUGAACAGAUCUUGGUAAAACCGUGAAACAGGGUAAAGAUCAAGUAAUCAGAACCUUCGUCUUUUUCUUCUGGAAUAUUCAUAUCUUCCUACGAUACAAUAUCUCUUCGUGUCGAUAUAUUUUUUCUUUUUAUCUGGAAAAUCAUCGAGGAUGAAAGGACUUAUUGGUACCGCUAAAUCGGCAAAAAAACUUCCUUGGUCUAUACGCUUCUACAUUCGAAUUUUUAAGCUUAAUCGUAAUUCGAGUAUCGAAUUUGGUUUCGCUCUAAUCUCGAAUAAAUAUAAAGCUUGUAGACGUUUUGUACGAAUAAGAUAUUACGUUGAAAUUGAAUACUCGUACAAUACUUCUACUGCUUAGAAGCAAUAUUGCGUAACGGUGUCUGUAUUAUAGGUUGUUUAUUGUUUUCAUAAUAAAAGAAGUGAAAAAUAAAUAA